This is a messenger RNA of Stereum hirsutum FP-91666 SS1, 1551 nucleotides long. Its product is annotated as MFS general substrate transporter. Gene Ontology annotation, molecular function: transmembrane transporter activity. Gene Ontology annotation, biological process: transmembrane transport. Gene Ontology annotation, cellular component: membrane. Bases 1 to 1551 code for a protein of 516 amino acids. The transcript is spliced from 12 exons. NCBI's taxonomy places the organism in Eukaryota, Fungi, Basidiomycota, Agaricomycetes, Russulales, Stereaceae. The record is from RefSeq and is a predicted model, not a curated record.
AUGGUCACGAGGCAGCAUACCCAGGAGUCAUCGUUCAAUAAGGAGAAAUCUGAGAGUUCGGAUCCGGUCAUCAAUGAAGUACCACUCGACGGCGAAGAUUUGGCUGUCGAUACCGCGAAAGCUGCAACGCAGGGACAGUAUUCGGAGGAGGAGUUCACGAGGCUGCUCAGGAAGGUCGACAGAUAUCUGCUUCCGUUGAUGUGGGUCUGUUAUGGAGUUCAACAAGCAGACAAGACCGGUCUGAGUACGCAAGCAACGUUCGGCAUCAAGACUGAUACCCACCUCGUCGGCCAGCAAUAUUCAUGGCUUUCCACCAUCUUCUACAUCACAUAUCUGCUCUGCGAAUUCCCCGCGAACUGGAUGAUGCAGCGUGUGAACAUUGGCAAGACCCUUGCCUUCCUCAUCUUCAUCUGGGGUGUCAUUGUUCUGUGUACUGCGUUCGCAAAAGACUGGGCAGAUCUGAUGGCUCUCCGCGCGCUCCAGGGAGCUGCUGAAUGCACCAUCUCCCCGGCGUUCGUCAUCAUCAUUGCGUCGUGGUAUACCCGGCGUGAGCAUACGAUGCGUUUCCUCAUCUGGGCAUCCGCAAACGCCGGGUUUGCCAUUAUCAACGAUCUUUGCAUGUAUGGUAUCGGAAGACAUGCCCAAAGCCAUGGGGGUCUCGCCGCCUGGAAAGGGAUCUCAUUCUUCCUCGGUGGAAUUACUAUCGUCCUCUCGUUCUUCGUUUUCUUCCUCCUCGGAACCCCUCGCGAAGUCAUGUGGCUCUCGGCUGAUGAGAAGAGGAUGGCUGCGGCUCGUAUUGCAGUCGACCAGACUGGUUCGGACAGACAGAAGAAGGCGUGGAAGAAGUACCAGGCUUGGGAGGCUCUCGCAGAUCCACAGACUUGGUUCAUUUUCGUCAUCGUCAUCGUUUCGGCGCUACCUAACGGAGGAUUGACGACCUUCGGUAACUUGGUCUACGUCUCCUUCGGGUUCAGCAAUCUCGAUACUCUCCUCGAAGGAACCAUUCCACGUAACGCCCUAUCCGUUAUCUGGUUCCUUUCGAUCGGCUGGCUCUCCCUCAAGCGCAAGAACAUUCGCUUCUGGAUCAUGAUGGCCUCUACCGUCCCCCUGUUCGUCGGUCUGCUCGGCGUUGGCCUACUUCCUGCCGAGUCAAAGUACCUCUGGUCGAAGUGGGGCCUUUACCUCAUGAGUGUAACGGGCAAUAUCAACGGCCUUCUUAUCUGGACCUUUGUCGCUUCGAAUGUCGCCGGACGUACCAAGAAGUCCGUCGUCAGCACCAUCAUGUUCAUCGGCUACUGCGUUGGGAACGCCAUCGGUGCUCAGAUGUUCCAGGCGAAGGAUGCGCCACGAUAUGUCCCUGCGCUCAUCGCUUGUGCAGUCCUUGCCUUUGUGCAGUUCUGGAUGCUUCUUGCUUGGAGGACAUACUACGUAUUGCAGAACAAGAAGCGGGAACGGGUAGCUGAGAAGGAGGGUAUCACCGAGGAACAGAGAGUACAGCUCGGGGCGAUCAACGGAGAGCAGGAUAUGACAGAUCUAGAAAAUCCUCAGUGA